AUGAUCUCUCAAAAGUUGUAUAAGUUUGCCAAUUUAAUUUAUGGUAUCGUUGGAAGUGGAAAGAAACUAGAAUCUACUGAUACAGUUCUCAUCCUAGGCGGUUCCAACGGUCUAGGUAAAGACAUAUGUACACAAUUGUGUCAAAACGAGAUAAAAGUGAUUAAUGUGGACACACAGGACACUAGUAUCCCGCUAAUGGGCAAAUGCUAUACAUUUAUUCCUUGUAAGAGCUUUGCAGAAACCCACAGUGUGCAAGAAGCCAUGCAAGCGGUAAAAUCUCUGGUCCAACCGAUUACCAUUCUGAUUAAUAAUGUACAAAGGGAUUUCAAAAGUGUCUAUCAAAUGGAAGAGCCUUUGAGUCCUCUAGAUGAAUCGAUCGAUCAGUUCAAAGAAUGUGUAGCGGCCAAUUUGACGAAUGUAAUGAUUGCCACAAAGUUCUUCCUCGAGCAAUUGGUCCCUCAAAGUGUUUGUUUGACUGGAAAUAAAAGUCAAGACUAUUAUCUGGUCAAUUUAAGUUCUAUCUUGACUUUAAACGUCCCAGAACAGGCAUCUCAUUACGUCUCUUCUAAGGCCGCCCUCAAUCAAUUCCACGAUUCAUUGACUUCUGAGUUAAAAUCCAGUAGACACAAAAAAGUCCAUUAUAAGACUCUAUUAGUCUUUCUGCCAUUCAGUAAGGAUUACCUUAUAUGGAAUCAAUCGACAUCUUGUCUAUCUCAACAACUCAUCGACUGUCUACAUGACGGUAGGAAAGGUGACGUACUACUAAGAAUAGACGAUUCACCUCUAACCGCUUUUAAAGUGAGUGCCUCUGGUAGCUGUAGAUUCAGUAAUAUGGUAUCUAAGUGGAAACAGUGA
Molecule: messenger RNA, 855 nt
Organism: Zygosaccharomyces rouxii
Lineage: Eukaryota; Fungi; Ascomycota; Saccharomycetes; Saccharomycetales; Saccharomycetaceae
Gene: SRL4
Product: Srl4p
Exons: 1
Coding region: 1-855 (284 amino acids)
Molecular function (GO): oxidoreductase activity, acting on the CH-OH group of donors, NAD or NADP as acceptor
Source: RefSeq, a predicted model, not a curated record